This is a messenger RNA of Pygocentrus nattereri (red-bellied piranha), 2434 nucleotides long. It is a transcript of the gene pmm2, whose product is annotated as phosphomannomutase 2. The coding region runs from base 120 to 872 and encodes 250 amino acids. The transcript has 8 exons. NCBI's taxonomy places the organism in Eukaryota, Metazoa, Chordata, Actinopteri, Characiformes, Serrasalmidae. Gene Ontology annotation, molecular function: phosphomannomutase activity. Gene Ontology annotation, biological process: mannose metabolic process; GDP-mannose biosynthetic process; protein N-linked glycosylation. The record is from RefSeq and is a predicted model, not a curated record. Gene Ontology annotation, cellular component: cytosol.
ACUUCCUGCACCGCUUCACUGUGAGCCCCGCCCCGCUCCGCUCCGACUCCGACUCGGCAGUGCAGCCCACCCGGACCUCAGUUUUCACCCCCCUCCGUCUGUGAAGAGCCACUGAAGAGAUGUCCAGCUCCGAGGUCGAUACCGCGACCCUCUGCCUGUUCGAUGUUGACGGGACGUUGACGGCAGCUCGGCAGAAAGCGACUCCGCAGAUGCAGCAGUUCUUGAGCAAACUGAGACAGCGAGUGAGAGUCGGCGUCGUCGGAGGCUCAGACUUGAGCAAGAUCAAGGAGCAGCUGGGCGAAGAUGUUAUUGAGCGCGUGGACUACGUUUUCGCUGAGAACGGUUUGGUCGCCUACAGAUUUGGGCAGCUACACUCCAUACAGAGUAUUCAGGCAUAUCUUGGGGAGGACAUUCUACAAGACUUCAUCAACUUCUGCUUAAACUACUUGGCAAAGAUUAAACUGCCCAAGAAAAGGGGGACGUUUAUAGAGUUUCGGAACGGGAUGCUGAACGUUUCUCCCAUCGGCCGAAGUUGCAGCCAGCAGGAGCGGAUAGAGUUCUUUGAGCUUGAUAAGAAAGAAAAGAUCCGAGAGAAGUUUGUGGCUGUUUUAAAAGAAGAGUUUGCUGGAAAGGGACUGGCUUUUUCCAUUGGAGGGCAGAUCAGCUUCGACGUGUUUCCUGAAGGCUGGGAUAAGCGGUACUGUUUAGGCAUUGUGGAGCAGGACUCCUACAAAACCAUCCAUUUCUUUGGAGACAAAACCAAGCCAGGAGGAAACGAUUACGAGAUCUACGCAGACCCCCGGACCAUCGGCCAUGAAGUCACGUCACCUAAUGAUACACAGCGUAUUUGUGAGGAGCUCUUCUUCAGCUGAGUGGUCCUGUUCACUACCUCUGACCUCCACAUGCACCUGCCACAUCAAGGACCUGUGAUCUUCAAGGUUGUACUGUAUGAUUAUCUUCUGUGACUUCAAUGUCACGGUACUAGAAUCUAGAGCCCUAGAGCUCUAGAGCCCUGGCUGCUUUUUUUUUUUUUACCUCAAAUUAAGCAGUUGAUCCACACAUUUAGGGCAUAUUCAUCUCUUUUCUGGUUAUCUGAGCCUUAUAUGCAUACAAAAUGGGCUUCAUGGGAGUUUAAAAAAAAAACAUGCUAGAUUUAUAUUUUGCGUGAAAAAAAGACCAAUACAUUUUGUCAUGCGAUCCUCUAGAUCCUCAGAACUAUGAGGCUGAAGUCAUUUUUUUCAUCUAAUUAUUGCUGUAAGCAAGCCAAUAUACGUGUGCCUUGAAAUGACAUCACAUUAGUAAGUUUAAUACUGUACUUGUAUAGCUGUAUUCCAUAACACUGGCUCCUCAAACUGUGGGCAACUGCUACCAAAGCAACUUGAACACCUCAUUUGGCAAAGCUCUGGUUUGGGUGGGUUAUUUGGUGGUGAUGAUAGUUCAAAGCGCAAUAGAGUUAAUAUUUCGACUACCGCUGUUUAACAACCUCGUACUUCUGAGAAUCGAGUGAUGCUUGGCGGAAAAGUUUGAAACUAUAAAAUGACAUCAUAUGACUUCAGAUGUCUUCAGUGAAGGAUCUCAAGAUUUUAGACACAUGACGUUUGUGGUAUGUUCCUUGUUCCACUUCUGGUCCAUCCUUGUUGCUUUUUUUAACAUGAGCACAAAUUUGGACCUUAAAUUUCCUCACAAGUGUGCUUAAUGUUACUGAAAAAUGGAAUCCAUAUGAUCAAGGAUGCUUGUGUUGAAAGCACAGUUGGAACUGCAAAUUGGCAGUGUUGGCAUGGAACUUCCAAGGGAAAGGAGUUGGGGUCAUUUUGCUUUUUAAAUGAAGAAGACAGAGCUGUGAACACAGGAUCAGUCAUCUUCAAACUAUAAAGAACUCCAUAUAAUUGCUCUAAAUCGUUUAUAUUAUUUUGCAGAUGAGUCACUCUACAUAAUGGGAAUACAUAUUAUUUGAGGGUUUUAAAAAUACUUUAUGCACUAAUGGUUCUGUGGUUUAUUGUAUAUAAGACAAAGUUAGAGACUGAUUAUAUCUUUUUUAAUUGGGAAAACAAUUAUGCAUGUUAAAUGUGACAGUGUAGUAAAACUGGGCUACACGUCACUAUUACCAGCAUAAAAUGUCUAAUAUUUUAGGCAUUACUUGCACUUCUGAAUAAUUGAAUUGGUUUACAUUAUUAGAUGUUAUCAGAUUGGAAAUUCUGGCUGCACAGUCCAUCUGCAGUUCUAUUUAGUUUAUGGUAAAAAGGGGUUAAUAUCACAGGAGGGGGAUAUAUAAGGGCAUUUUAUAGAAGGGGAUGAGGAGUCUUUUUGGAUAGAGGUUUGUUUGAGUUUUUGUGGAUGAAUUGAUGGUAUGUGAAGUUUCAUGGCUGUUACUGCGUUUUAAAUGUACCCACUCAUUUUAAACAUGUAUGAAUAAAACCUUGAAUUCUGUGUUUUA